AUGGCAUCGGCAACCCUGCAGACAAGUCUUCCCGCCUACCAGUCGGAGAGCCACCAGCGACCCAACUUACUCACCAUUCCCCGUGAGCUACGAGACCUGAUCAUCGCACCACUUCUUCAAUCUGGAGACCUUAGCAUACUGCGUGUUUGUCCCGCCAUCACCGAAGAAGCUUUGCAACGCAUCACCCACGAAGCGACGUUUCGAGUCUACUUCAGCAUCAAAGGUCACGAGGACACCGUUCUAGGAAGAGCCACCAUACCAGCAGGCAUACAGAACGUCGACGUUCGCUUCGAACUCCCUCCUGCCGGGUACGCCAUUGGUGAGGAAAAGUUUCAGACCUCCUCGAUUCGGCAUCUUGGCUAUCGCGACGAUGGCACCAUGCACCGCUGCAACGUCGUCAUCGAGUAUAAUGGAGGCGAAUCGCUCGACCAUAUCUAUCAGGCGACUAAACUGAGGGAAAUACGACCUAGGGGUUCCCAACUACUACUCAUGCUCUCGUAUGCAUUGUGCGGUUAUAAACACUUUGACACUUUGGUAAUCAAGGUAGUGCGAAGUCUCCGGGAUGAAUACUGGACUUCUAGUCUCGAACGCCGAUUGCACAUUGAUACGACGGAUGCGAAAGUCUUGGAAGAUUGUAUGGGGCAUGCACUGGGCCCUACCAAGCUCAGCGCCAACGGUGCAAAUUUCUCUGUCGAAUUCCAUCCACGCGAGUACUGGAGUGGCCGAAAAGUCGAUCUACUUGGCACGGAGAUACCCACCACCACCACUGCCAAUCGAUGCCGGCCGUGCCCCAAAGCUCUUCACAAAACCAGGGCUUUGUCCUACAUAGGCAACCCCGACUUCGACAAUAUGGAGAUCAGCGGAGCCAGCGACUUCAGCGAUGAUAGCGAUGUCGGUUCCAGUGCCUUCAACUUCAGCAACCUUGACCCCUGCGACAGUGGCCACAGCCUCUUUACAGUUCCUGGCCAAGGUACUGGGAAUCAGGAGACGAUAAGAGGAACAUCAUUGGAAGUCUCAAGUCCGUCGAAUUUUCCUCUGCUCGGGCUACCUUCCGAGCUGCGUCUGCUGAUCUACGAAGCCUUGAUCGCGGCCGGAGACCUCAACAUUAUGAGGACAAACAAGCUCGUACACAAAGAAGCGGAGAACGUGUUGAAGAAGAACGCUGUGCUGCGGAUGAACUUUGGCUACGCCAAUCGAACAUCUUCGGCCUCGUUCCCGCUGACAGGGAACCUCAACUUCACAGGUGCUCUCAAAAUUCACGCUACCCCAACUAUCCAGCAUGUUGAACUUCGUUUUAAUUUGGCCGCCGUCCAAGGAUAUCUCCGUUACUUUGACGUCUACACAAACCUCAUCAAGUCCUUCGGUGGCAGAGAUGUUGCGCGCCAAACGUGCACCAUCUAUCUUGAUAUCGAAGUCUACGACAGUGUUCCAGACGAAGGGACCUUUGCACGAGAGACCGCGUGGCAAGCUAUCACAGACCUCACCGGGUUCAAGACAUUGGUUGUGAAGAUUAGGCGUCAGAGGGACUAUAGAUUUGAGGAACAAUGCCUGCGUCGGCUGGGAUACUUGCUACCCCAAACUGGGGACAGCUACCCUCACAAGUGGCUUUUGGAUGAUUACCAGACUCUUUGUGAGAGCUUGAAGAUCACGCUCGGACCAGCGAUUCAGGACAAGAGCCUCAAAGGCCAUCAUUUAAAGUUCCAUCCAAGCGACUUCAAGCCCGAGGAGAAUGGUCCAACAGAUAGUGCAAUCCAAGAGCGCUAUUGA
This is a messenger RNA of Letharia lupina, 1767 nucleotides long. RefSeq lists its product as uncharacterized. The transcript has 3 exons. The coding region runs from base 1 to 1767 and encodes 588 amino acids. The record is from RefSeq and is a predicted model, not a curated record. NCBI's taxonomy places the organism in Eukaryota, Fungi, Ascomycota, Lecanoromycetes, Lecanorales, Parmeliaceae.